Messenger RNA from Spirodela intermedia, 1751 nucleotides. NCBI's taxonomy places the organism in Eukaryota, Viridiplantae, Streptophyta, Magnoliopsida, Alismatales, Araceae. The record is from the annotation of a GenBank genome assembly.
AUGGAUGUUCCCGCGGUUCUCUUUAUGACCGUGGGAGAAGGAGAGACCAGCUAUGCCAGGAACUCUUCCGUUCAGGUUCCUACGCGAAGAAGGGAUAAUCCUUCCAUCGGCUUAUUUUCGGGUUUCACCGAUUCAUUCCAACAUGUUCUCUUCUUCUGUUUUUCUGCAGAAAAGUGUAGUAGAAGAUGCGUGGUCUAUAACAGAAAAGGCGGUCCUCGAGCUAGUCUCCGCAGUCAACAACGAUCGGCUCAGUAUAGCCGACCUAGGUUGCUCUUCCGGGCAGAACACCUUCGUCGUAUUGGCGAAAAUCGUGGACACCGUUGACGAGCAAUACCGACGGCUUGACCGACCUCCGCCCGAGUUCCAGCUGUUUUUAAAUGACCUCCCAGGGAAUGACUGGAACUACACCCUCCGCUCCCUCGAUACAUUUUAUAAGUUGUGCAAUCAUAAGGAUGCAGGGCACUGCUCCGUGGCAGGAGUUGCUGGUUCCUUCUAUGGGAGGCUCUUUCCCACCAGGAGCAUGAACUUCUUUCACUCUGCUUCGAGCCUCCAUUGGCUAUCUCAGGUUUGUUUGGACAUUUUUCUAUUCGGAUGAAACGCCAUAAUGUCAAUAGUCAUGAUAACAAUAAACCAGUUAAAGUCUUGUGAUAGUUAACUUCAGGAUUUUCAGUUUCACUAGAUCUAUUACGCUAAAUAUUCAAUAGUUUCCACCUUUGUUUUAUCCAAAGUUAUCCUGUUAAAGAACAUUUUCAGUCUUGCUCGAGAUUCUCUUUUAAUGCAUAUCCAUUAUCUAGACUUUACCUAAUUUUUUUCAUUCUUCGUGCAUGUUUAGGAUCCAUUCAAGGCCAUAAAUCCCAAUAAGAAGCCCCUUUUAAACCAGGGGAGCAUCAAUAUAUCUAAAGAAAGUCCUCCUCAUGUGCUGGAUGCAUACGCCAGGCAGUUCAAACAUGACUUCUCAAAUUUCCUAAGGUUGAGAUCCAUAGAAAUGGUUGCUGGAGGGCGCAUGGUGUUGACUUUCCCCAGCAGGAUGGGUUUGGACAAUUUUAAUUCUGGAGCUAUUCGUCUUUGGAACCUUGUGUCAUCAGUGCUCAUGGAGAUGGUCCAAGAGGUUCACAAUUUACUCAUAACUUCAGAAUUGCAUUUCGUUAUUUUUUAGCUGUCAAAACAUGCUGAGAUCUAUUCCUCUAUCAAGGAAGAGAGAGAAAUAGCUGAAAUAUUUUCUUUGAUCUUGAUUCACUAAGCUCUCGAUGUCAAAAAACAAACAUGUACUUCUUGCUUUUGAGCUUUUGUAAAGGAAUAGGUUGUGUCAUUAUGGUAGUUUUGUAAAAAAUAAUGAAAAAUGAUACUGUCAUAACGAUUACCAGAAGAUUUUAUUUCUUUUGACAUUCUUUGAUGCAUAGGGUUUAGUGGAGGAAGACAAGGUCGAUUCCUUUAAUUUGCCAUGCUACUCACCUUCCCCUGAAGAAGUGGAGCAUGAAAUAGUAAGAGAAGGAUCCUUUUCAUUGGAGUUUCUGAAAGUGUUUGAACUAGACCUGAACGCUGAUAAUGCUGAAGCAAGCUCGAAUUCAAGUGAAGCUCAGGGAAUUUCAAAGGCAGUACAGGCAAUUUUAGAGCCCAUUCUUGAAAGUCACUUUGGGAGGAGUACUAUUGAAAGUUUGUUUUCCAGAUUUCCCAAAGCUUUUGACGAAGAUACCAGAAGAAGCCAAUUCAAUUUAAUCAAUAUCACUAUAUCCUUGGCGAGAAAGAGUUGA